Messenger RNA from Durio zibethinus, 1606 nucleotides. Its product is annotated as endoglucanase 16-like. Gene Ontology annotation, molecular function: hydrolase activity, hydrolyzing O-glycosyl compounds. Gene Ontology annotation, biological process: carbohydrate metabolic process. Lineage: Eukaryota; Viridiplantae; Streptophyta; Magnoliopsida; Malvales; Malvaceae. The record is from RefSeq and is a predicted model, not a curated record.
AUCAAAACCCAAAACUAAACAAUAUUUCAACAAAAAAAGAGAGGCCCUGCUUUUAACUUGGCACUCGGAUGCCUUGGAGCUCCUACCAAGGCCUCUCAAAAUAUUGAAUUGUUUUGGAAGUAGAUUUUGGGUUGUUGUUUCCAUGGAAACUUUUGCAAGAACAUCUGCUGCCGCUCUUGUGGCAUGGUUGGCUCUUUUUCAAGGGUAUCUAAUCGCUGUUAAUGGUCAUAAUUUUAGCUACAAGGAAGCCCUCACCAAGUCCCUCCUUUUCUUGGAAGCACAGAGAUCAGGGAAACUCCCUCCUAAUAAUAGAAUACCCUGGAGAGGAGAUUCUGCUCUUGAUGAUGGAAAAGAAGAAAAUGUGGACCUUGUCGGAGGAUAUUACGAUGCAGGAGACAAUGUGAAGUAUGGAAUGCCCAUGGCCUUCACAAUUACCACCCUGGCAUGGUCUGCUAUUGCUUACAGAUCCGAGCUGCAAUCUUCUGGCGAGUUAGGAAAUGUUCAUGCGGCUAUUCGUUGGGGCACUGAUUAUUUUCUAAAAGCCUCUUCUAGACGUAACAGAUUGUACGUUCAGGUUGGUGACCCUGUAAAAGACCAUGAAUGUUGGGUAAGACCAGAGAAUAUGAAGACACCAAGAACUGUCCUGAAAAUUGAUGAGAGCACCCCGGGAACAGAGAUUGCAGCGGAAACUUCGGCCGCAAUGGCUGCUGCUUCCAUUGUCUUUAGACACAUUGAUCGUCCCUAUUCACGUCACCUUCUUAACAAAGCCAAACUGCUUUUCCAAUUUGCCAAAGCGCACAAGGGAACUUACGAUGGAGAAUGCCCCUUCUAUUGCUCUUACUCUGGCUAUAAUGAUGAGCUGUUGUGGGCUGCAGCAUGGCUAUACACAGCCACCCAUAAGCCUGCAUAUAUGGUAUACAUCACAGAAGAAGCAGUUAGUGCAGUUGUCGAUGAGUUUAACUGGGACCUCAAAUACGCUGGAAUUCAAGUCCUCCUUUCUCAGUCUUUCUUUCAAGGUGACCAGGCUUUGAAAUCCUACAAGGACCAAGCUGACAGUUAUAUUUGCUCAGUGCUUCCUGAAAGUCCUUAUCACAAAAUUCCCAUGACUCCAGGUGGUCUGAUUCACUUGAGAGAUGGAGCCAACCUUCAGUAUGUUACUGGAGCUUCUCUCCUGUUCACCAUCUAUGGUGAUUUGCUUCGAGAAUACAACCAAAAGGUCCAAUGUGGAGACAAACAGUUUGACUCCACCCACCUCUUGGCUUUUGCUAAGCAGCAGAUGGACUACAUACUAGGGCAAAACCCACUACGAAGAUCAUACAUGGUUGGGUUUGGGAACAAUCCACCAAAACAAGCGCACCACCGGGGUGCCUCAGUCCCAUCAUCGGAUGCUAAGUUGGACGUGGGCUGCCCCAUGAGCUUCGUUCGUUGGUACAACAAAAAUGUACCAAACUCUAAUGAGUUAACCGGCGCUAUUCUUGGUGGACCUGACAAGCAAGAUCAUUUCAGUGAUCUACGUUGGACAUCCGUCUACACUGAGCCAUGCACUUACGUCAACUCUCAAGCUGUCGCUGCCUUGGCAAGGCUUGCUUGCCCUGUUAAGCCAUAA